UAGACCCACGUCGUGUGCGUAUGACGUCACUCGGUUCCUCGUCGUCCCUGCUCGGUGAUCGGAGCCGUUAGCUCGAAGCUAACCAGUCGUGUUUCUUUAUUCUUCUCCGCUCCGAGGACUCGGUUAUCACAGAGUCUGUUCCGGUGUCUGGAUCUACGGGAUUUAUUCACCGCACGUUUCCCCCCGACGCCGCUUUUCUCUCCGGAGAAAACCCUGAGCCAUGUACAAUGGGAUUGGCCUGACGACUCCGAGGGGCAGUGGCACCAAUGGCUAUGUGCAGCGCAACUUGUCGAGCCUGCGCGUUAAGCGACCGCGGGAUGAGCGCGGUGGUGAUCGUGACGAGAAGGACCGGGAGAGGCUGGAGAGUCAGCUCAACAGGCAGCCCAAUGCUGACAUCCUGGAGCACCAACGGAAGAGGCAGCUGGAGGUCAAGUGUGCUGAGUUACAGGACAUGAUGGAGGAGCAAGGGUACUCUGCUGAGGAGAUAGAGGAGAAGGUGAACAGUUUCCGAAUGAUGCUGCAGGAGAAACAGGAGCCGGCUCCUGCCACCACCGAGAGACCAACGGCGACGGAGACUCAUGCCCUGGCUGCAGCCAACCAGCAGAAGAACGACCGUCUCCGUGCCGCGUUUGGUAUCUCCAGCGACUACGUGGAUGGGUCGUCCUUCCAUGCCGACCGCAAAGAGAGAGAGAAGGAGAAGAGAGAACAGGACCGCCUGGAGCGAGAGAAGCUGCAGCAACAGAAAUAUACGUUGGUGGAAGAUUCAGACGACUCCGAUUCUCCUCCCAAGAAGCGCAGUCGGAAGAAGAAGAAGAAAAACAAGAACAGAGACGGCUCAGAGAGUCCGUCCCCGUCUCCUCGCAGAGAGAAGAAGAAAUCUAGGAAGAAGAAGAAGAAGCGUGAGGUGUCAGAAGAGAGUGAAGAAGACAGCUCCUCGGAGGAGAAACAGAAGGUGUCAAAGAAGAAAGGAAAGAAGAGUGAAAGUUCCAGUCCUGCAAAAACAAAGGCGGUGCGAGGCAGUAGUGUUUCCUCCGACUCUUCUCACAGUCAGUCUCCAGCUCCAGUGAGGUCACGUCCACCGGAACAAUCUGCAAGAAAAGAUGACGAUGGAAGACAGGACAGAUCUCCAGGCAGGAGGAGACGGGGCCACGACGAGCUUCCACAUCGUCAGGGAAGAGAAACGAGGCCGAAUCCUGAGCGAGAGCGACCGAGUGAGAUGGAGAAGACCUCCGCCAAGAGGAGACACGACUCCUUGUCCCCGUCUCCACCGCCACCUGCUGAUAAAAGCUGGGAAAGGGAGAAAGGGAGGCGCUCCAGAAGCAGAGAGAUGCAGAGGAGGAGGCGCUCAAAGAGCAUAGAAAAAAGAGAGAGAGGGAGGCGAUCCAGAAGCAGAGAGAUGGACAAAGAGAGAGAGAAUGAAAGGGAGAAAGGGAGGACCAGAGAAAAGAACAAAGGAAAGGAGAGUGUUCCUCAGAGGAGCAAACAUGAUUCCUCCUCAUCUCCUUCUCCACCACCUAAACAGGAGACCAGAAGUGGAAGGAGCAGAGACACUGAGCGUGAAAAAGACAGGAGUAAACUGGACAAAAAGACCAGACAUGUCUCCUUGUCUCCUUCACCUCCUCCUGAGAAGGAGAGAGCGAGGAGGGAGAGGAGUGGAGAGAGGGAGCGCAGGACUGAGAGAGAUUUACACCCGAGGGCUCCAAAUGAAAGGGACAACAGGAAAGACACUGGGAGGAGACAAGAGAGGGAGGUGUCUCCUCGCCAACAGAAACAUGACAGGAGAAGGGAUGGACAUCCGUCUCGCGAUUCCGUGUCACCCGCCUCUCGCUCACCUGUCUCCAGUGGGGGUCAAAAAGAGAGGGAGAGCGAGAGGAGAAGAGAAAAAGACAUGGAGAGGGAGAGGCAUCUGAACAAGCAGGGAGAACAAGACAGAGAGCGCGGCCAAGAAGACGGCAGGAAAAGAGAGGAGGUGGUCCGACCAUCUGCAGGAAGCAGACAAGAUUUCAGACCUGCGGAAAAAAACACGAGCGAAAAAGCAGACGCCAUCGAACGUCAGGAGAAGACGAGGAGCCCGCCGAGAAAAGAGAAACAAGACGACAAGGCAAAACAGGCUGAGAACAGAAAAGAGAGCUCCAGCAGCAGUAGUGGCAGCAGCAGCAGCAGCAGUGGCAGUGACAGCGACAGCUCCUCAUCUUCAUCUUCAUCCUCCUCCUCCUCCUCCUCUGAGGAUGAAGGCAAGCUGAAGAAGGCGGCGGGGAGGGAAAAGGCCAGUCCCGUGAAAAGUGCCCCAGCUGCCAUUGGAGCUGCAGUUCAUAGAUAUUUAACCAACGGAAGAAAAGAAAGUUCUGCUUCUGCUUCUGAGGGCGACACCCUCAGACGACAAGAUGGAGGAGACAGACGCGAGAGGGAAAGACCUCCUCACAGAUCUCCUGCGGACAACUAUCCGCCCCAGCCCAAAGGUCAGGAGCGAUACAGCCCCACACAGGAGGACAGUCCCAGCCCACCUCCCUCCCCACCCAACAGAGCGGACCACAGCAGGGGCAGCAGGUACGCCGAGGCCGACAAAAACAGGCUGGAGGCCAAAGUGGGGGAAAGGGAUAGAGGGAGGGACAGGGGCACAGCCAGAAGGGCCGCAAGACUGAGCCCCCCAACCAGGAGGUCACGCUCUCCGCCCAAGAAAACAGCCACCACCUCCCCGGCCCGUCGCACUCCACCAAGGCAGUACCAGGAGGCCCCUUCCCGAUCCAGGAGAGCCUCCCCACCUCCGGCCUGGUCAGACCGAGAGAGAGAGAGGCAGAGGGACAGAGAGCGAGAGAGGGACAGAGAGCGAGAGAGGGACAGAGAGAGAGAGAAGGACAGAGAACGUGAGCGGGCCGCAAGACGGAGCAGAUCCAGAAGCCAGAGGAGACGCAGCCCCCCCAACAGAUCCCGUCAUUCUCCUUCACCACAGCGGCGGAGGAGGAGCAGUCGCUCCCUCUCCAGGGAACGAGGGAGAGAAAGAGAAAACGAGCGGAUUAGACAGAGGGAGGUGGAACAAGAGAGAGAAAGAGAGAAGAUGCAAGUGCAGCCAAAAGAUGUUCCCCAGUCUGGCAGGUCCUCUUCCUCCUCAUCUUCCUCUGGCUCCUCCUCUUCCUCGUCUUCUUCACCGCCUCGCGAGAGUAAAGACACAAAAAUAUCAGCAGAGAAAGACAGAAGAAGAGAGGAUGACAGGAAAGAGGACAGAGAGCAGAAAAGUCGUUCUUCCUCUUCACAGGGUCCCUCCAGAGACUCAUCCCACGCCCCACCCUCAGGUAGAGGAGGCUCCCAGUCGGACUCGCGUCGCUCCGACGUGACCUCCAGAAGGUCUCCGGCCAGCAGCCAAUCAGACGCCAAGCGGUCGACACCAGGUCCGACCAGGAAGCAGUCGCCACCGGCUGCCACUCGACCAUCAGACCAAACGGUCAGAAAAGAGAGCGCGGUGAACGGCAAGGAGACAAAUGCAAAUAAGAAAAGCAACAAAAGCAGCAGCUCCAGCUCGUCUUCUUCCUCCUCCUCUUCCUCCUCGUCUUCAUCCUCCUCUUCAGACAGUUCUGACUCUGAGGAGGAGCAAGGAAAAGGGAAAACAACCAAAGCUCCGAGUAGUUCCUCCUCCUCCUCCUCCGGCGAUGAAAAGGAAACAAAGAACAAGAGUCCUGUCAGGCCUCAGCGGAUCCCGGCUGAUUCACUGAGAGAUUCUCGCUCCCUCAGUUAUUCUCCUCCGAGAUUCAUCCGAGCGGCGCCGUCCUCACCGUCCCGCAGAAGUGGCAGGCGACAGUCGCCAAGUCGCUCGUCAACCAGCAGACGAAGGAAAUGAGCUGACGCCCCCAGAGACUGGUCCCCUCUUCUUCUGUGGUGUUUCUGCAUCUACCUGCGACGAGUCUGAACAUCAUGGACUUCACAGACGUCAGACGAUGCACGUGUGAAAUGUUCUCUGGACUUGAUUUGGUUCUGAGCCGCUACACGUGGAUCACCAGUGUGAUGCAGGGCCAGUCUGUACAUUUAUUCUUAUGAGCUGAGAAAAGUUAACACAUGAAAACAGCUGAGUUAAAGUAACAAUGUCCCUCUGUACUGUUUAUUGUGUUCUACCUGUAGAUAUGAGCUGUCUGUAUUUUGGUUAUUAACAUGUACCAGAUUCGUGAUUUCCAUUUAAUGUGAGCAGAAACUGAAUUGUGGUUAAUUUCUUUGUUGAAAAAUGGUUGAUAAUAACAAUAAAAAGGCAAUUGUACAUUUUA
Molecule: messenger RNA, 4250 nt
Organism: Paralichthys olivaceus (Japanese flounder)
Lineage: Eukaryota; Metazoa; Chordata; Actinopteri; Pleuronectiformes; Paralichthyidae
Source: RefSeq, a predicted model, not a curated record